This is a messenger RNA of Bombyx mandarina (wild silkworm), 1446 nucleotides long. Its product is annotated as protein glass. The record is from RefSeq and is a predicted model, not a curated record. Gene Ontology annotation, molecular function: RNA polymerase II cis-regulatory region sequence-specific DNA binding; DNA-binding transcription factor activity, RNA polymerase II-specific. Lineage: Eukaryota; Metazoa; Arthropoda; Insecta; Lepidoptera; Bombycidae. Gene Ontology annotation, biological process: regulation of transcription by RNA polymerase II.
AUGGAGUGCUAUAUGCCGAACAAUCCGCAGUAUGAGGCGGGGGAAUGCUGCGGCGGUGGCCUCUGCUACGAUCCGCUGCAGCCGUGCCACUGUCAACAGCCAAGAGAGGACCAGUGCUGUCAGCAAGAGAACGAGGGUUGCUGUCCGGAUAAUGGGGAGGAGCUGAAUGCGCUCGGAGACGCUAUCGCGCCUUGCGAUGUGCUGGACGUAAACGAAGGCUGGCCCUCCGAGGACAUGGGAUCGUUUUCCCUGCCCCCGCUCGAACUGGACCCUCUGCCGUCGCUCUUCCCCUUCUCCCCCUGUCCGGGGUACAACAGGAACAACGGGGGGGAGUGCCGAGAGAGGGGCGGGGGUGAGGCUGCCGACGUCCUCCUCUCACUCAAGCACGCGGUCGUCCACGGAGACUGCGCCUCCGAAGCUGUACACCCACAGGUGAUGGUGAACAGCAAUGGUGGGUACCCAUAUUACGAGCAUUAUGGGGGCGCUCCACUUUUUCCCACCAUGAGCGUCAACGUGUCAAUGAAUAUGACAAUGCAUGGCUGCCCUCCAGACCAAUUGUGCUCACAGGUACAGUGGAAUCAAAACCCUUCGACGCCCUCCGUGAACGUAGUGUACCCGCAAACGCAGAGCAUGAUCAGCCCCAACUCCUAUCCAUCAGCCACGUAUUCCUUUACAGCAGAUUUUCGACCUCCCAACCAAUCCGAUCCGCUGAUAACAGCCUCGUCCACCUUUAAGCCAAUACUCCAAAACCCGCAGAAGACAAAUCACAACUACGCGAUAUUCCAACAAAAACAGAACUUCGCUAAUCAGAAGUCGUUAGCGAUGAAGAGGUCACCUUCGAAGAUAUACAUGCAAGAAGGACAUAAAGACCAGGGUGCGGGAGGCGGGUUCAUAAUGAACCACCAAACAUCAAUGCACCCACAGGACUACGAUUAUUCUGCUUGUGUGAGCGCGGGGAAAGUUCAGGUGGGAGCUUUAAGCGGAUGUUCGGAAGACGACGAACAAAAGCCUAACUUAUGUCGUAUUUGCGGUAAAACUUACGCCCGGCCUAGUACCUUGAAGACCCACCUUCGGACACAUUCGGGUGAGCGGCCGUAUCGCUGUGGGGAUUGCAACAAGAGCUUCUCCCAGGCUGCUAACUUGACGGCUCAUGUCAGGACACAUACGGGACAGAAGCCUUUCAGAUGUCCUAUCUGCGAUCGAAGGUUUAGCCAAAGCUCCAGCGUGACGACACACAUGCGGACGCAUUCAGGGGAGCGACCCUAUCAAUGCAGAUCAUGCAAAAAAGCAUUUUCAGAUAGCUCGACGUUGACCAAGCACCUCCGGAUACACUCCGGAGAGAAACCUUAUCAAUGCAAACUCUGUUUAUUGAGGUUUUCGCAAUCUGGCAAUCUGAACCGUCACAUGCGAGUCCACGGUAACAUGUCGGCAGGGAUGCUCGGCUGA